Molecule: messenger RNA, 2643 nt
Organism: Paramisgurnus dabryanus
Lineage: Eukaryota; Metazoa; Chordata; Actinopteri; Cypriniformes; Cobitidae
Source: RefSeq, a predicted model, not a curated record
ACGAGACAAGACGAGAGAAAUUUAUGACAGGGAGAAAAGACGCGAUUUUAGCGUUUCUUGGAGUGUUUAAAAACGAAAAUCUUGCCUGCAUUCAGAAGUACAGCCCGUAUUUCUACCCCGAGGAGGUGGUUCGUUAUUUCUUCGGACUGUUUCAUCCACACCUAUAAAGUGAUUGAGAACUUCAGUGAAGCUCCUCCUACAACAAUCCACCAAUAACACCGAGAGAAAUCACUUCAUGUGUGACAACUGAAAUCUUCAUGACUUAUUGUUGGUGCUGGUGAAAGAGGAGCUUGAGAAGAUGAGAGAUCCACAACCAUGCAGAAUAAAGACUGAAGAAACUGAAGAACAAAUAGAUAUGAUAGAAGUGAAAAAGGAGAGUCACGAUGAAGUGGAUGAGAAACAUCGGAUUGUAAAAAUAAACCAUAAUGUUUCACAGAAAGGAACUCUGAAAACAGAAGACAUAAAGUGUGAAAAAGGUUUCAGUCAAGAUGGACGCCCUGAGGAUCACAAUAGGACUCACAGCGAGAAGAAGCCAUUCACAUGUCAUCUGUGUGAAAAGAGUUUCAAUUAUAAAAGUAAACUUGAGACUCACAUGACAAUUCACAAUGGAGAGAAACCGCACGUGUGCCAUAAGUGUAAAAAGGGUUUUGUAUCUACAAGUAGCCUUGAGAAUCAUUUGAGAAUUCACACUGGAGAGAAACCUUACAAGUGUCAUCUGUGUGGAAACCGUUUCACAGUUGAAUUUAGCCUUAAGACUCACAUGAGAAUUCACACUGGAGAGAAACCUUACACAUGUCUUCAGUGUGGAAAGAGUUUUAAAUCUUCAAGUGAACUUACGAGACACACAAGAAUUCACACCGGAGAGAAACCACACGCGUGCCAUGAGUGUGGAAAGGGUUUUGUAUCAACAGGUAACCUUGAGAAACAUUUGAGAAUUCACACCGGAGAGAAACCUUACACAUGUGGUUUGUGUGGAAAGAGUUUUACAGUUGAAUUUAACCUUAAGACACACACAAGAAUUCACACUGGAGAGAAACCUUACACAUGUCUUCAGUGUGGAAAGAGUUUUAUAUCUUCAAGUGACCUUGCGAGACACACAAGAAUUCACACCAGAGAGAAACCACACGCGUGCCAUGAGUGUGGAAACCGGUUUAGAACCUCAGGUACCCUUAAGAAACAUUUGAGAAUUCACACUGGAGAGAAACCUUACACAUGUGGGUUGUGUGGAAAGAGUUUUACAGUUGAAUUUAACCUUAAGACACACAUAAGAAUUCACACCGGAGAGAAACCUUACACAUGUCUUCAGUGUGGAAAGAGUUUUAUAUCUACAAGUGACCUUACGAGACACACAAGAAUUCACACUGGAGAGAAACCACACGCGUGCCAUGAGUGUGGAAACCGGUUUACAACCUCAGGAAACAUGGCGCACACGUCACUACGGCAAGCAGCAGGUGUCUGGCUUGACGGCUCCGUCUUCAGCUCCUCCCUCGACUGCAAGCGGCAAACCUCGCCGAUCGGUCUGCGCAGCGCCGGAUGAUCUCAAACACACCUAUUCACUUCCAGACUUUGUGCUAAGCUAAGCUAGCGGAGGCUGUGUCAGACAGAAUUACGGGACAUACAUAGAUAAGAGAGGUAUGUAUGGACUUAUCCAACUCUGGGGGAUACGGUGAAUAAGCUAAAUUCCCAAAAUGUGGGUGUGUUCCUUUAAGACAUCUGUACUUACAGGAAUACCAACACAAAUGUUAUUAAAGAAUGGCAAAUUUUCUAUCAGCUCGUUUUCUGAUUGGGUAUCGUUUUGUUUCACAUGACAAUCUACAGCAUGCGUGUGCGCUUGUCCUUGAGGUUCCCCCACAUAAAAAGAUUUCUGAUCAUAUAUAGUCAACAUGUUGAAUAUUUCUGUUUUGCAAUCGGAGCACCUCCAACGGUUCCAAGCAGAUUCAGACGCUCUUAACACACCACGCACCACAGGACAAUCUGAUAAGAUAAUCGGUUCAACCACAAAGACUUUACCUAGGAUUGUCGCAAGGGAGAAAAUCUGCCCAAAUUCAGCCCAAUUAGCUUUUGGGGUGUACCGGGCUUAUUUGUGAACUGCUUGUGGAAAGAGUUUUUUUCACAAGAAUUAACAUUGGCUGUAGGGGCUGUGGAAUUUACACAUAAAAUUCACACUCAAAAGAGAUUUAAUGUGUUUCGAUUGUUAAAACAGUUUUGAUGUGUCAAGAAUUGCUUUGUUACUGCGCUUCUGAUUUUAUGUUAUUUUUUGGUGGUUUAUAAGACCCCAGACCCCCUUCAAAUAGUUAAAACAUAUGCAGGGACGGUUUCCAGACAGGGAUUAGAAUACAUAAGUGCCAGUUGUUUUGCCUCAAAAUGCACACACAAGUAACGUUUUUAGUUAUAUUUCCUAAUUAAACUAAAGUGUAGUCCAGGUUUAAGAUAAUCUCUGUUCGGGAAACCACCUCGCAGUGCUUUAUUUCAUGAUUUUUUUCUAAUUACAUGAGAUCUUUUUAGAAAUGUGUUUUUGAUUAUUGACUAUGUGAUGCUGACCCCAGUACUAAAUUACUGUGACUUGCUUUGAAUCUGUUUUUCUCACACAGAAAACUAUUAUAUCUGCAUUUACACUUGUGUUCAGAAAAGAGCAGUGUACUA